GGGCGGGGCGCGGGGCGCGGGGCGCGGGCGGCGGGCGGGACGGGGACAUGGCCGCGGCGCCAGGGGGCUCUGCGCCGCCCGCCGGCCCCGGCCCGCGCUUGGGCUUCAGCACCGCGGACAGCGGCUCGGGCUCGCGGAGCCCGGCUCCCGCCGUGCCCAUGAAGGACCACGACGCCAUCAAGCUGUUCGUGGGGCAGAUCCCCCGCGGCCUGGACGAGCAGGACCUGAAGCCGCUGUUCGAGGAGUUCGGCCGCAUCUACGAGCUCACGGUGCUCAAGGACCGACUCACUGGCCUCCACAAAGGUUGUGCCUUCCUCACAUACUGCGCCCGGGACUCUGCUCUCAAAGCCCAGAGUGCAUUGCACGAACAGAAGACCCUGCCAGGGAUGAACCGUCCAAUCCAAGUGAAGCCGGCUGCCAGCGAAGGCCGAGGAGAGGACCGAAAGCUGUUUGUGGGGAUGCUGGGCAAGCAGCAGGGCGAGGAGGACGUCAGGCGCCUGUUCCAGCCCUUCGGCCACAUUGAGGAGUGCACUGUCCUGCGGAGCCCUGACGGCACCAGUAAAGGCUGUGCCUUUGUCAAGUUCGGGAGUCAAGGGGAAGCACAGGCAGCCAUCCAAGGCCUGCACGGCAGCCGGACCAUGGCGGGCGCCUCAUCCAGCCUUGUGGUGAAGCUGGCAGACACGGACCGCGAGCGCGCACUGCGACGCAUGCAGCAGAUGGCCGGGCAGCUGGGCGCCCUCCACACUGCACCCCUGCCGCUUGGGGCCUGCGGCGCCUACACCACAGCGAUCCUGCAGCAUCAGGCAGCCCUGCUGGCAGCAGCCCAGGGACCAGGCCUGGGCCCAGUGGCUGCAGUGGCGGCCCAGAUGCAGCACGUGGCAGCCUUCAGCCUGGUGGCCGCGCCACUCUUGCCUGCGGCAGCCGCCAGCUCCCCACCAGGUGGUGGCCCUGGCACGCUGGCUGGUCUUCCAGCACCCAUCGGGGUCAAUGGAUUCGGCCCCCUGAGCCCCCCGACGAACGGGCAGCCAGGCUCCGACACGCUCUACAAUAACGGGCUCUCCCCUUACCCAGCCCCAAGCCCAGGCACGGACCCAGUGCAGCAGGCCUACGCAGGGAUGCACCACUACGCAGCAGCCUAUCCGGCAUCAUAUGCUGCGGCGGUGAGCACGGCCUUCCAGCAGCCUGCAGCCCUGCCCCAGCAGCAAAGAGAAGGCCCCGAAGGCUGUAACCUCUUCAUCUAUCACCUGCCUCAGGAGUUUGGUGAUGCAGAGCUCAUCCAGACCUUCCUGCCCUUCGGAGCCGUGGUCUCUGCCAAAGUCUUUGUGGACCGAGCCACCAACCAGAGCAAGUGUUUCGGCUUUGUGAGUUUCGACAACCCAGCCAGUGCCCAGACCGCCAUCCAAGCCAUGAAUGGCUUCCAGAUUGGCAUGAAGAGGCUCAAGGUGCAGCUGAAGAGGCCCAAGGAUGCCAGCCGGCCUUAUUGACCUCACUGACCAGCACAGAGAGAAACGAAGAAUGAGAGAAAAAGAAGGAAAAACAAGAAAUGCUGGAGCCGCCCUUCCCAGAGAAGCAGCUAUGAGUGGAAGUGGGUCGACUGAGGAGGCUGGGACCCAGGGCCAUCCUGAGGGCUCGGGCCCCGGUUGCAUCAGUGGGUUGCUCUACACAAGGUGUUGGCACCCAGGCUGGCAGGGCACUGGGGCCAGUGGAGGCAAUGGGGGUGCCAAGGGCUUCUCUGCAAAGGAAGCCCACACUUUACUUCUCUCAAAACCAUAU
Messenger RNA from Ochotona curzoniae (black-lipped pika), 1773 nucleotides. RefSeq names its product CUGBP Elav-like family member 6 (gene CELF6). Gene Ontology annotation, biological process: mRNA splice site recognition; regulation of alternative mRNA splicing, via spliceosome. Lineage: Eukaryota; Metazoa; Chordata; Mammalia; Lagomorpha; Ochotonidae. Bases 48 to 1484 code for a protein of 478 amino acids. Gene Ontology annotation, cellular component: cytoplasm; ribonucleoprotein complex; nucleus. Gene Ontology annotation, molecular function: mRNA binding. The transcript has 13 exons. The record is from RefSeq and is a predicted model, not a curated record.